UCACAAUCAAACAUACCACGGCUCAUUGAAAUGGCAGCGUCAUUUGCUUUCCUCAAGGAUGUUAGGCCAUACAAAACGGCAUGGCGAGUUCAGGUUAAGAUGCUACAUUCAUGGCGUCACUACACCCAAAACACAGGGGAAACAUUAGAGAUGGUACUCAAUGAAUUGAAGAUACACGCUAGCGUGAGGAAGGAUUUGGUGAACCUUUAUGUGAACAGGCUGCAUGUUGAUGACUGGGUUUUCAUUGAAAACUUCGGUCUUAGCUAUGCCACCGGCCAAUUCAGACCAACCAGCCAUCUCUAUAAGAUGGCUUUCAUCCCUGGGACUGUAGUCAUGCAUUGUGACCCCAAAUCUGAUUCUUCCUUUCUGUCGUUGGCAAAGUUUCAGAAGAUACAAAGUGGAGAACUCAAUUCACAUAUGUUGGUUGAUGUAAUUGGCCAGAUAAUAACUAUUGGAGAACUUGAGAACCUCGAGGCUAACAACAAACCAACUUGCAAAAUCGAUUUCGAAAUAAGAGACGAAAAUGAUGAAAGGAUGGCGUGUACUUUGUGGGGAACCUUGGCUGAGCAGGUACAUAGAGCUUGCGAAAAUUCUGAUGGAAGCAAUGUCAUUGUCAUCCUCAGAUUUGUGAAAAUUAAAGCUUACAAGGGUGUAAGGAGUGUAACAAAUUCCUAUGAUACUUCACAAGUGUUUGUCAACUCUCCCUUCCCUGAAGUUGACUCAUUCAGAGAAUCGCUACCUACGGAUGGUUUGGUAUUGGUAUCCCGAGAAAGGCGUCAAGAAUGGAGUUGGUUGUGGUAAACAAUGAGGAUUACCAAGAUGUCCCCAGGAGUACUAUUGAGGAAAUAAAGAAUUCCCUAGAGGUUUAUUAGGGCUAGACUACUAUGUACAAUCUAUGGAAUUGAUACAGACUGGACAUGGUACUACAUAAGUUGUAGGUCAUGCAAUA
Messenger RNA from Capsella rubella, 949 nucleotides. RefSeq names its product replication protein A 70 kDa DNA-binding subunit A. The coding region runs from base 31 to 801 and encodes 256 amino acids. NCBI's taxonomy places the organism in Eukaryota, Viridiplantae, Streptophyta, Magnoliopsida, Brassicales, Brassicaceae. The record is from RefSeq and is a predicted model, not a curated record. The transcript has 7 exons.